AUGGCGGGAAACGACGACCAUAUCAAAAAUGGCUUUCUCCGAGCAGAUCAGAUCGAUCUCAAGAGCUUAGACGAACAAUUACAGAGGCAUCUCACCACCGCCGCUGCUACCACCGGUACCAGAAGAACAAGAAGUUUCGACAAGAAUACUAGCAUCAAUCUCACCAUUAGCGGCAUUAAUUUCAGUACUAAUCCUUCUUAUAAUCAACAAAAACUUGAUAAUCUUCAUCUUCAACACAAUCACCAUGGAUUACAUGGAGAUGGAGGAGGAAAUCGAGAUGGAAACAACACCUCUAGGUUAAGGAUUGAUACAAAUAGUAAUCGGCGGAGGCAAGAUUGGGAGAUCGAUCCUUCAAAACUCGUCAUCAAAUCUGUUAUAGCUCGUGGCUCCUUUGGUACCGUUCAUCGCGGCGUUUAUGAUGGCUUAGAUGUUGCAGUUAAACUUCUUGAUUGGGGUGAAGAAGGCCACAGGACAGAUGCUGAAAUAGCUUCACUUAGAGCAGCUUUUACCCAAGAAGUUGUUGUGUGGCACAAACUUGACCAUCCUAAUGUAACUAAGUUCAUCGGGGCCACCAUGGGCACGUCAGAACUAAACAUACAGGCAGAUAACGGUCAUUUUGGCGUGCCACGUAACUCUUGUUGUGUAGUUGUGGAAUACCUUCCCGGUGGUGCUCUGAAAUCUUUCCUCAUAAAAAACCGAAGAAGGAAGCUGGCUUUUAAAGUCGUCAUGCAACUAGCACUUGAUCUUGCGAGAGGGUUAAAUUAUCUUCAUACAAAGAAGAUUGUCCACAGAGAUGUGAAGACAGAAAAUAUGCUUUUGGACAAGACCCGGACCUUAAAGAUUGCGGACUUUGGUGUUGCUCGAGUAGAGGCAUCGAACCCGAAUGACAUGACUGGUGAGACCGGAACCCUCGGUUACAUGGCACCAGAGGUCCUUAACGGCAGCGCCUAUAACAGGAAAUGCGAUGUAUAUAGUUUCGGGAUUUGUCUAUGGGAAAUAUACUGUUGUGACAUGCCGUAUCCGGAUCUUAGUUUCUCCGAAGUGACUUCGGCUGUGGUCCGUCAGAAUUUGAGGCCCGAGAUACCACGUUGCUGUCCGAACUCAGUUGCAACGGUUAUGAAGAGAUGUUGGGAUGCGAAUCCCGACAAGCGGCCGGAGAUGGAUGAGGUGGUGGCGAUGUUGGAGGCCAUCGACACUUCAAAGGGCGGAGGAAUGAUACCCGGAGAUCAGCAGCAGCAAGGAUGUUUCUGCUUCAAUCGGACGAGAGGCCCUUAGGACCUCUUUUUACUGUUUGUAUUAUAUCCCACACAAAGGUAGGGUCUGAAAAACUAUUUUUACUGUUGAUUUGGAUCAUGUAAGACCACACACUUUCUGUGACGUCUGUGAAACCAUCUCAUGUCUGUUGGAUCACCUUCAUCUCGUCGA
This is a messenger RNA of Cynara cardunculus var. scolymus (artichoke), 1425 nucleotides long. Its product is annotated as serine/threonine-protein kinase STY13-like. NCBI's taxonomy places the organism in Eukaryota, Viridiplantae, Streptophyta, Magnoliopsida, Asterales, Asteraceae. Gene Ontology annotation, molecular function: ATP binding; protein kinase activity. Gene Ontology annotation, biological process: protein phosphorylation. The coding region runs from base 1 to 1275 and encodes 424 amino acids. The record is from RefSeq and is a predicted model, not a curated record. Gene Ontology annotation, cellular component: plasma membrane. The transcript has 6 exons.